Erythranthe guttata (spotted monkey flower) is the source of this 1300-nucleotide messenger RNA. RefSeq names its product RING-H2 finger protein ATL52. Gene Ontology annotation, molecular function: transferase activity. The record is from RefSeq and is a predicted model, not a curated record. NCBI's taxonomy places the organism in Eukaryota, Viridiplantae, Streptophyta, Magnoliopsida, Lamiales, Phrymaceae. Gene Ontology annotation, biological process: protein ubiquitination.
AAAAAAAAAAGUGGACAUGAAUUUCAGCUUUCACUUUUAGUUUCCUUCACUUCAAAGCUCUGUUGGGGUUUUCAGACAAUUCUCUCAUCAAACCCCAAAUUUUCCUUCCAAUUUUUGUUAUUUUCCGACAAUGGCGAAUCAUGCGUAGAUUGUUCGAAACCCUAAUCAACCAUACAUAAUUUUUUAAUUUUUUUUCAGAGAUGGGUUCUGUAGCGAAUCAAAAUCCAUACACACCGUACGACAGCUACAGAGACUGUUCAUUAGGAAUCUGCAGCAUAUACUGCCCGCAGUUCUGCUACCUAAUCUUCCCUCCUCCGCCGCCGUCCGACGACGAUUCCGCCGCCCCUUUUUCCCCACUAAUCAUAGCCAUCAUCGGCGUUCUCGCCGGCGCCGUCCUUCUAGUCGGCUACUACACCGUCGUCACGCGCUACUGCAAGAGAAGAAGAACCACCACAGACGGCGGCCACACCACCACAAGAACCACCGAACCCGGAUCCGACGAGAAUCAAAACGAAUCGGGUCAGGACAUUCAGUACCGGGUCGCCCCGGCCGGAAUGGACGAGUCCCUUAUCAAAGCAAUCGCCGUCUGCAAGUACCAAAACGGCGACGGUUUGAUCGAAGACACCGAAUGCGCUGUUUGUCUGAGUGAAUUUCAAGAAAACGAGCCGUUGCGGCUUUUGCCGAAGUGCAGCCAUGCUUUUCACUUGCCUUGUAUCGACACGUGGCUCAAAUCCCACUCGAAUUGUCCGCUGUGCCGCGCGAACGUUGUGGCUUUAGCGAAUUCUUGCGUAAGUCAACCGCCGGUUGACUUGGUUUUGGUGGUGGAUGAUCAAGAAUUGAGUUUGUCUCAACAAAAUGUUGUAAUAAUAAACGAGGAUGACGAUGAUGUUGUUGUUGAUGAUGUUGCUAUUCGUAUUCAAGAAAUUGAGAAUGCAGGGGAUUCUUUAGGUGGUGCGUUUUCUUUGCCGCAACGGCCGAUUUUAGUGUCGGAUAUUUUGAAAUUCGGAGAGAUUGACGAGUACGUGCAAGUGGAAAAUGACGAGCUUUGGAGGGGGGUCGGUUCGUCGAACGGAGUAUUAUACGGUAGUGAAGAAAGCGAGUUCGGUAGUGUAAAUAGGAACAACGACGGGGUGUUGUUACUUAGAAGCCCCGUCGCGACGAAGAGGUGCGUUUCGAACGGAAGAUUCAUGUCGAACAAAGGCAAGAAGUCUAUGCUCCCCAAUUGAAGUACAAUACUACAUUUUUUUUUAAUUUUUUUUUCCCAAAAUUUAUUACCAAUAGAAAUGAAGUUAUUUCGUGA